Molecule: messenger RNA, 720 nt
Organism: Rubroshorea leprosula
Lineage: Eukaryota; Viridiplantae; Streptophyta; Magnoliopsida; Malvales; Dipterocarpaceae
Source: the annotation of a GenBank genome assembly
GAAAGAAUCCCUUCAAAACGAAACCCCCAAACUCCGGUGUUCUCAAAGAAUCCCUUGAAAACGAAACCCUGAACUCCGUUGUGUCCUUUUUCAUUUACUGCAACUGUUUCACAGUUCGAUAUUUUCUAAGCAUAUAUGGAGUAUUCACCUGCAAGGAGUUCAGCUUCAUCAAGCAACUCUGUUGAUGGGGGAAGCAAGCCGGAAUCUCAUGAUCAGAGAUGUGCUGAGUAUAAGUGUGGCUGUGGUCUCACACCGGCAAUCCGAACAUCCUUUACGGUCCAAAACAUGGGCAUGAGGUUCCGCUGCUGUCCAAAGAAAAAGGAUGCAUGCCCCUACUUCCAUUUUAUGCCUGGUGAGCAAAGGAUGCAGGGUCGUGCCUUGGAACUCAUCCUCAUUUUAAAAGGAAGAGAAUCAAAAGCUGUUAAAGAGAAAGACAAAUUGAAGCAAGAAAUGGCUGCGCUUUUGCAGGAAAAAGGAUGAAUCAGUGAUGAAAAUAACAAAUUGAUGCGCGAAAACCUCAAUCUAGUAGAAGAAAACGUCCAAUUGAAGGAUGAAAGCGCAUUUAUGGGUAGGACGGUAAGAGCUUUGGAGAAGAAGGUGAGGAAAGUUGAGAAGAAAUGCUCACGUGUGAACAUUGUCAGUCUUUUUUUUUUAUUAUUAUUAUUUUUAUCAUAGGAUUCACAGCUACAAUUAUCAAAAAAAAAAAACCCUAAGUUCAUU